Molecule: messenger RNA, 1841 nt
Organism: Acanthopagrus latus (yellowfin seabream)
Lineage: Eukaryota; Metazoa; Chordata; Actinopteri; Spariformes; Sparidae
Exons: 6
Coding region: 16-1077 (353 amino acids)
Source: RefSeq, a predicted model, not a curated record
ACACCUACAUGUGCCAUGAUAAGAUCCACACAUAAAUAUCCCCCAUGUGGUCCACAUCAAAUCACACCCAUCAACACAGCAGAAACCUCAGCUUCUCAACUUCUUCUGAGUUUGUCUUUCCAGACCAGAACAAUGAAACCCAGUUCAGUUCUGAUUUUGCAGCUGCUGCUGGGGACAUGCUGGGCGAGCACCUAUCAAAAUGUGGCUUUGCGUGGCAAAGCAACUCAGUCACAACGCUACAGCGGAGAGUUUGCAGUUUUUGGAGCUGCCUACAAUGCUAUAGAUGGAAACCGUGAAUCUGAUUAUCAUGCCGGAUCAUGCACCCAUACUAACGCACAGACCAACCCCUGGUGGAGAGUGGACCUGCUGGAGUCCUACAUCAUCACCUCCAUCACCAUCACCAACAGAGGAGACUGCUGUGCAGAAAGAAUCAACGGAGCAGAGAUUCACAUCGGCAACUCUUUAAAAGACAAUGGUGCCUCAAACCGAGUGGUUGCUGUAAUUUCCAAUAUCCCAGCAGGCAGAUCAUUGAAAAUCACUCUAAGCAGUCGUGUGGAGGGACGUUAUGUGAUUGUGUCUUUGCCUGGUUCAGGAAGGGUCCUUACGCUCUGCGAAGUGGAAGUCUAUGGUUACCGUGCCCCAACUGGAGACAACCUGGCACUCCAAGGAAAAGCCACGCAGUCCACACUUCAUUCUACAGGCAUUGCAAAUAAUGCCAUCGAUGGGAAUCGGGCCAGCGCCUGGAGUCAGGGUUCGUGUACUCACACAGGCCACAACUUCAACGCCUGGUGGAGGCUGGACUUGGGCAAAACACACAAAGUGUUUUCUGUCAGCGUCACCAACCGCCAAGAAUCCCCCCAAAGACUUAAUGGAGCUGAGAUCCGGAUUGGAGAUUCUCUUGACAACAACGGCAUCAACAAUCCCAGGUGUGCGUUGAUCUCAAGCAUCCCUGGAGGUUUGACCCAAAACUUCCAGUGUGGCGGGAUGGACGGCCGCUAUGUGACCAUAGUCAUCCCUGGAAGAACUGAGUACCUGAGCCUGUGUGAGGUGGAGGUCUACGGCUCCAGACUGGAUUAGGUCUGAGGAAGUUCAUAAUUCAUAACAAUGAUGUUUAUCUGAUGUUCGUGUACAGGCUCAUGUUCGUGAGCAUCAAUUUUUUAUAACAAUGACAGUUUAUAUUGCAGAUGUUUAGCUUUAGCCUCACGUAAAUUCAGGCGUAUCAUCUUCCUUAAUAUUAAUGUUGAUAAAUGUUGAUUCUGUGUAAGAUGAUAAAAGUCGUCACUGAACGGCAAAUAACAGGUUUGCCUGGACAGUUGGAAUAUCAUCAUCAUUAUUGGUUUUCCAGGUCGCAAAAAAAGUGUGAAUAAAAAUUAGAUUUGAGUGUGAAAAAAAUGAUUUUAGAAAUUUGAUAUUCAUCAUGUCUUGUUAUCGAUCACGAAUACCUGUCAUUCGAGAAGCAUUCUCACUAUUGUUUCAAUGGAAAACCAGAUAUUGUUUAUAUAUGGAGAGAAUGGCACAUGUUAGAUGAUCUUCCUUUUCUUUAUGUCACAUGUCAAAAUAUCUAAAUGUGUAAUGUAUGUAUAUAUGUAUACGUACAAAGCUAUGUAAAAUAUGUGUUACAAGGCUUAGUAAUAUGUUUUUAGGUACCAAUAUGUGUUUUUCAUUUAAUCUACAUGACUAUAAUGUUGUGACGGUGUGUGUGUGUGUGAGUAUUUCUGUUGUUGUGAGAUGUUUCUCUCUCUCUUACAUUCCAUUAUCAUCACUCUGUAACUUUAUGGGUAAAGAUUGAAUUAUAUUGAUACUGCAGAGUACCAAUUCACAAUAAAUCAAACUUGGCUAAA